Molecule: messenger RNA, 1656 nt
Organism: Cervus elaphus (red deer)
Lineage: Eukaryota; Metazoa; Chordata; Mammalia; Artiodactyla; Cervidae
Gene: MSRA
Product: methionine sulfoxide reductase A
Exons: 6
Coding region: 475-1053 (192 amino acids)
Biological process (GO): cellular response to oxidative stress
Cellular component (GO): cytoplasm
Molecular function (GO): peptide-methionine (S)-S-oxide reductase activity
Source: RefSeq, a predicted model, not a curated record
AGAGAGGGAAGGGAGAGAGAGAGAGGCAGAGGGAGAGCUGAGGAAAGAAAAAAAGGCAAGACUUGGCACAGCUCAGUCAGAUCAGCUUCUUUUGUCUGCUUUCUCGGCUUGAGCUUCAGGAAAGAAAACCGUCCUGGGGUACAGAAAACUCAGAACUUUUUGGUUUUCAAACUUAGAAGGCUUUUUAAGUCUCUUGGGCUAUUUGAAAGUGUUGGUACAUACAAUGACGUUUAGGCACCAGUAUUAAGGGAAAUAAAAGCCUUUUUCAAAAUGAAGCUUCCACAGUGUCCAUGCAUUUGGGAAAUACUGUAUUUGAUUUUUUUUUGCAUGUAUGAUUAUACUAUGAGAGACAGCAUUGACAGUGUAGAAGAUGGAAAGGCAAAUUUCUAAUUAGAGAGACUAUUAAUUUUCUACAAAAUAAACUUUGUUCAUCAAUACAAACCUGCUUUCAAAUCAAAUCAGACCUCCUUCGGAAUGUGUUCAGAACCCAAACAUCAUGUCAAUGGCAACAGAACAGUUGAACCUUUCCCAGAGGGAACACAGAUGGCUCUAUUUGGAAUGGGCUGUUUCUGGGGAGCUGAAAGGAAAUUCUGGAACCUGAAAGGUGUAUAUUCAACUCAAGUUGGUUAUGCAGGAGGCUAUACUCCCAAUCCUACUUAUAAAGAAGUCUGCUCAGGAAGAACUGGCCACGCAGAAGUAGUCCGGGUGGUGUACCAGCCAGAACGCAUCAGCUUUGAGGAACUGCUCAAGGUCUUCUGGGAGAAUCAUGACCCGACCCAAGGCAUGCGCCAAGGCAACGACCAUGGCUCUCAGUACCGCUCCGCCAUCUACCCGACCUCCGCUGAGCACAUGGGGGCCGCCCUGAGGUCCAAAGAGGACUACCAGAAGGUUCUGUCGGAGCAUGGUUUCGGCCUGAUCACCACGGACAUCCGGGAGGGACAGACCUUUUACUACGCGGAGGAUUACCACCAGCAGUACCUGAGCAAGAACCCCGACGGGUACUGCGGCCUCGGGGGCACCGGAGUGUCCUGUCCCCUGGGUAUUAAAAAGUAAUUUCUCCCCACAUGGUCAGCCCUCGAGGUCACAGCCAAAAUGCUUCCAACAAAUCGGGGAGUUCUUUUGUGGUUCACGCCAGGGGCUUUUUGAAGUGCACAAAGGCAAUCAUAAAAAUCUGGUUUAUUAAGGGGUAAUUUACAUGAAGUGCCAUGGCAAGAUGAUAACAUGUAAUUUAUCUUCUAAAAAGUUAUGGCGGGAGGAGCCCGCAUUGAAAAUUUUUGGAUCAUUUGAUGUCUGAAUGAGGAUAAUGAAUAAUCAGUGUUCACCUCUUUUGUGCUUGGGUGCCUGCCCUGGACGUCAGGGAACUAAGCUGGGAGAAUAUGUGUUGGGGGGCAGAGGUCAGGGCUUCCGUCACCGCAGCCGACCCCCUCAAAAGUCCUGCCCUUCAGUGCCUUAAAAUUUGCAGACGUUUAUAGCCUCAAUGAAUCAUUCACUGAAAUACUUUGCUCAACUUAUCCUAUACAUGUAUAAGCGGCUUUCUCUCUCUUUUUCGCCCUCUUCAUGGCAGGGGAAAGCUGUGAGUUAGCUUGAUAAAUUUUAACGCUUUGCUCACAGCUAUGGCAUAUGCUUGUUCUAAUAAAGGUCUACAAUCUGCUAAUA